AUGCGUGCCCACAAAUGUUAUGACCUCAUUCCUACAAGUGCCAAACUUGUGAUAUUUGACACGCAGUUAAUGGUGAAGAAAGCCUUUUUUGCUUUAGUCUACAACGGAGUCCGUGCUGCACCUUUAUGGAAUAGUGAGAAACAAGACUAUGUUGGAAUGCUUACCAUUACAGAUUUUAUUAGCAUCCUGCAAAAGUAUUACAAAUCUCCUUUGGUACACAUGGAUGAACUUGAGGAACACAAAAUUGAUACCUGGAGAGAAGUGUUGAAGGAUAAACAAAAACCAUUUGUCCAUAUAGAACCUGAUGCCAGUCUUUUUGAGGCAAUCAAGACAUUAAUAAUGAAUCAUGUUCAUAGACUUCCUGUGAUUGACAAAGCCACGGGCAAUGCUAUCUAUAUCUUAACCCACAAACGGAUUCUUAGGUUUAUGUAUCUCUAUAUCAAUGACCUCCCUAAGCCAGACUUUAUGAACCAAACUUUGGACGAACUUAACAUUGGAACAUAUAACAAUAUCAUUACUGCAACUCAAGACACACCAAUCAUCAAAGCAUUGAAUUUGUUUGUAGAGCAUCGGAUUUCAGCUCUUCCCGUUCUUGACAAACAAGGAAAAGUAGUCGACAUUUAUGCAAAGUUUGAUGUGAUUAAUCUUGCUGCUGAAAAGACGUACAACAAUUUGGAUGUGACGAUAUCACAAGCAUUAAAUCAUAGAACUGCCGGAUUUGAAGGAGUUGUAAAGUGCCGUGGAACAGAAACUCUUAGCACCAUAAUGGAAAGGAUUGUUAUGGCUGAAGUUCAUCGGUUGGUAGUUGUUGAUGAAGACGACCAUGUGAAAGGCAUGUUAUCUUUGUCUGAUCUCCUCACCUUCUUAGUUCUGAAACCUAUGGGUCUGGAUCCUGAGAAGCCAGAGUAA
Messenger RNA from Acanthosepion pharaonis, 909 nucleotides. The record is from the annotation of a GenBank genome assembly. Lineage: Eukaryota; Metazoa; Mollusca; Cephalopoda; Sepiida; Sepiidae.